AUGUCAGUCUUAGCAUACUCUAAGGCCGCCAUCAGUCAAAUGCUCGAGUCUGGAUCGUCGACACAAAUUGAUGGCUGUCCCACCGAACCUCUUUUCAGCCGCUUUUCGCCUCGAUCUCCUCUCGCCACUUCUUUAGCUGUAGCUACAAAUGGGACAGUACUGAUACGAGCGUAUGAGGAUGACGUGUCCAAAACGGCUACGAUGGGGAGUGCACUUCAACUGCUGAAUUUUCAUCUUUCAAAUAACCGAUACCCAGGGAAUCCUACCGGUCGAUAA
Messenger RNA from Necator americanus (New World hookworm), 276 nucleotides. RefSeq lists its product as uncharacterized. The record is from RefSeq and is a predicted model, not a curated record. Bases 1 to 276 code for a protein of 91 amino acids. The transcript has 5 exons. NCBI's taxonomy places the organism in Eukaryota, Metazoa, Nematoda, Chromadorea, Rhabditida, Ancylostomatidae.